Manihot esculenta (cassava) is the source of this 3854-nucleotide messenger RNA. Its product is annotated as homeobox protein HAT3.1. The record is from RefSeq and is a predicted model, not a curated record. Gene Ontology annotation, cellular component: nucleus. The transcript is spliced from 9 exons. The coding region runs from base 496 to 3336 and encodes 946 amino acids. Gene Ontology annotation, biological process: regulation of DNA-templated transcription; chromatin organization. Lineage: Eukaryota; Viridiplantae; Streptophyta; Magnoliopsida; Malpighiales; Euphorbiaceae. Gene Ontology annotation, molecular function: chromatin binding; DNA binding.
AAGCGCACAAUAGCGGGAACUGAAUCCUUCCUCAGCAGACGGUGGCCCAGAUUUAAAGGCUCAUACUCUCGGUGUCAACCGCCUUUUUUUUCUUCCUCUCUGCCUUUUUUGUUCUCUCUUUUCCCCUUCUUCUCUUCUCUUCUCCUCCGUCGCACAAUUCUAUCUGCAAAACAUUCCUCCGCCUUACUUAUGAUACGAGAGUCUUCUUGAGCAGAAGCUAAGGUGCAUGGAGAGUUGAUGUCGCAACAGCAGACUAGUUGAAUCAAGUGAGACUUGUUCCUUUGACAGUAUUUUUGAGAAAAACAUUAUAGACAAGGCUGGAUUUUGAAUUGUAUAUUCUAAUUAUUUUGUAUAAAAAUACCAGUUGUGUUAUUGAUGGCUUGAUGCUGUGAUAUAUGUUAAUUACUAGUUAUAAUAGCCAUAAAGAAAGGUUUUGCCAAUAUCAAAUAAAAAAAAGAUUGAGGUAAACUCAUUGUAGUGUUGCCAUUAGCCUUUAUGUUCAAGGCCAAGCACAUGGGCAUUUCUCCAUCACUAGUUAGUUGUCAAACAAAAAGUUACGCAUGCCCUAAACAUAGCAGACCAGAAGAAAUGUCUGAUGCUGAAUGUGAAUGUAGUGAAAUAUCAGAACAGAAACUUUGGACUAUGUCAGAAACUGUACAAACUGAACCCGGUGAUACUAGUACUGCAGUUCCCCAACUCCUUGCUAGCAAAGAAUUGCAACAAUAUUCUGAAGAUGCAACAACAUUUACUCUUGCUGAAAAAUUGGAGCCACAACCUGAAGAUGCAUGCAAGAGUAGUUUGACUGUUAAAAAUUUAGGCCCUAAACUUACAGUGAUAGAUCAGAAACUUGAGUUUGGUUCAGAGGAUACAUGUAGUGGACCAUCAAAAGAAUAUUAUUUACUUGGCUCUGGACUCAUACAAGAUGAUAAUGAACCAUCAACCUUCACUAUUGAUGAAACCUCACAACCGUUGUCUGCAGAUGCAGCCAAGAAUUCUCUCACUGAAGAUUUGAAGCUACCAUGUCAAGAUGCUAGCAAAAGUAGCCAAAUAGGUGAAAGUCCAUGCCCUCAGCAAUCCAUGUCUGGAAGGACACUUGAGUUUUCUUCUGAUAUUGUUUUUUGUGAACCAUCGUUAGAAAGAACAAAGGAUUGCUGUGACAGUGUAAAAGGUGAAUUGGUGGAAAUCAGCAUGACAUUAUCUAGCUGUACUGCUACUGGGCAUUUGGAGUCACCUCCUGUUCUUUUGAGCAAGAGUUCUCCUAGUAAGUAUUUAGGCCCGGCCUCUGACAAUUUAGUUGACAUUCCUGCUGCUGAAAAACUACCACCACCUCACGAUGAAGUGGAUAAACACUGGAAUCUUGAACAAUCAGAAACACUAUCUAAAGGUGCAGUAAGCAAUUCUAGUUGGGUGGGCCAGAGGGUUAAAACAGCUGCAAAACCAUCAAGAAAAAAUUAUAUAUUAAGAUCUUUGGUAGGAAGUGGUAGAGUUCUGCGGUCAAGAUCACAAGAAAAGUCUAAAGCUCCUGAUUUGAGUGCAAAAUUGGCUAAUAUUAGCUCCAAAAUAGAGAAAACAAGGAAAAAUAAGAAAAAGAGACAAGGAAAGAUAAUUGAGUCUGAUGAAUAUUCAAGAAUCAGGAAACGUUUGAGAUAUUUGUUGACUCGGAUGAGCUAUGAACAAACCCUUAUCACAGCUUAUUGUGCAGAAGGCUGGAAAGGACUAAGCCUAGAAAAGCUAAAGCCAGAGAAGGAACUGAUAAGAGCCACCUCUGAAGUUUCUCGAUGUAAAUUGAAAAUAAGAGAUUUAUUUCAACGUAUUGAUUCACUGUGUACUGAAGGAAAGCUCCCAGAAUCGUUAUUUGAUUCCGAAGGACAGAUUAGCAGUGAGGAUAUAUUCUGUGCAAACUGUGGUUCCAAAGACGUGACUUCUGAUAACGAUAUUAUACUAUGCGAUGGUAGAUGUGACAGGGGGUUCCAUCAGUUCUGUUUAGUACCACCAUUGUCAAAAGAAGACAUUCCUCCUGAUGAUGAAGGUUGGUUAUGCCCUGGAUGUGAUUGCAAAGUUGAUUGCAUUGAGUUGCUUAAUGAGACUCAAGGAACAAAUAUUUCUAUCAGUGAUAGCUGGGAGAAGGUUUUCCCUGAGGCUGCAGCAGCUGGGCAAAAUCCAGAUCAGAAUGUUGGACUUCCUUCAGAUGAUUCUGAUGAUAAUGAUUAUGACCCGGAUGAGCCAGAAAUUGAUGAGGAGAGUCCAGGCAAUGAAUCAAGCUCUGAUGAAUCUGAUUUCAUUUCUGCAUCUGAUGAGUUGGAGGCUCCACCAGUUGAUGAGCAACAUUUGGGCCUUCCCUCUGAUGAUUCAGAGGAUGAUGACUAUAAUCCUGAUGCUCCAGAUCUUGAUGAGAAGUUGGAGGAGAGUUCAAGUUCUCAUUUUACAUCUGACUCUGAGGAUCUUGCUGCUACAUUUGAUGGUAAAGAGUUGUCUAGAGAAGAUGAAAACCGUGUGUAUAUUGGACCUCAAGGAGAUACUGCAAGAGAAGGAUCUAAACAUGGUGGAAACAAAAAGCAACCUUUACGUAGUGAGCUGUUAUCCAUAUUAGAGGCAAGUAACCAAGAUGGGUCUGUGCCCAUUUCUGGGAAAAGAAAUAUGGAGAGAUUAGACUACCAAAGAGUGUACAAUGAAACGUACGGAAAUAUUUCAUCUAACUCGAGUGAUGAUGAAGAUUUCACUGAUACUGUUGGACCAAAGAAGAGGAGGGAAAGUACUGAGGUUUCUCCAGCAACAAUGAAUGGAGAUGCUUCUGUGACCAAGAUUGGAAAGCAAGACCUAAAAGAGACGGAACAUAAUCCUAAGAGAAGUUGUCAACAGUCUAACUUUGAAAAUACAAGUAUAUCACCGGCUAAAGCACAUAAAGGCUCUUCUCCUUCCAGGUCUUACGGUAAAACAGUUAGGCCAUCAGAGUAUAGAAGACUUGGGGAAGCUGCAACUCAGGGACUUCACAAAUCUUUUAGGGAAAAUCAAUAUCCUAACCGUACUGCAAAAGAAAGUCUGGCCAAAGAACUAGGGAUUACAUUCAAGCAGGUGAAUAAGUGGUUUGAGAAUGCUCGAUGGAGCUUCAACCACUCAUCAUCUAUGGAUGCACUGGUCAGAAAAUCUUCAGAAAAGAUAUCUCCAGUUCCUAAAACAAAUUCUAAGCCACAUGCACAAGGGCCUGAAACUGUUGAUAGAGAUGCUACUUGCAAUAGAUCUCGAAGUGGGGAAUCACCCGCGGUCGAUGAUGGUAGCCAGGAAGGCAGCAAACAAAAUUCUAAAACCCAAAAAUCUAGGAAGAGAAAGCAUACAUGAGAUCAGACAUUUUCAGGAACAGAUUCUAUAGCUGAGGAAACAAUAAAGCUUCCAUCUAACUUGCCAUCAGUUCAAGAAACACGAGCAAGUGGCAAAAUGACGAGAAGUAAAUCUGUUGCUUGAAGAUUUUUCUUCUUUACAUCCUCCUACUGGAUGAUAAGAGAUCAUAUUCUACUGGGGGAAGCAAGGUUUAUGAAGAAUUUCUGCCGUUGGCGUUCUGACGGAUCAGCUUCUGCCAAGAAAGUGAUUAAAUGGGUGAAAUUGUUUCUUGUAAUUUGAUAAGAGGGAUCAGCUUCUGCCUAUAAAGUGAUCCUAUGGAUGACAUGAGAGAGGGACUUGGGGCAGCCACGGAGCACUGUUGUUAUGGAUAAUAGAUAAGUGAAAUUCAUAAUAAAUAAAUUUUAGGAAAAAUAUAAAAAAAUAUUUUGUAGUUUUAUUGGAUUUUCACUUCAGGUGAUUUAAUUCAGGGGAUGUAACUCAUUUUUGUGUUUUAAACAACUUCUAAAUUUCAUGCUAAU